GCUCUCUCUCUCCUCCCGCUUCCAUAAUCUCUCUCCUCUCGCUCAUCUGCUCCGUCGGCCCUUCGCACCGACAGGACUACGCAACAGUGACGGGCGAGAGACGGACGGACCGAGGUCCCGGCCACACUAACGUCGAGUUGGGUUCACGCUCCCGCCCGCCCGCCCGCCCGCCAGUCCGUCCGUCUCCUCCCGGCUUCCAGGGAGCAGUAAGAAGAGACGGCGAACAGCAGCAAGCAGCCUGUGGAGUUACAAAGUUUUGUCUGGAGACCCGAGUAGACAAAUCCACGACUACCAACAACAAACAACAACAUCAACAACAACAUCAACAACAAACAACAACAACAACGCCGCUGGCAGGUUGUUCCCCCCCCUUUGAAACUGCUGCCAAGGUUUUCUUCAAUCGGAGUUCUCAACCCUGCCAAUGGAAGCUGCUGCGGUGCCAUCCCACACACGAUUGCCCCCCAUCCCAGCUAGCCGGAAGAUGAAGCCCCGUGCACCGGUACCACCGCUGAUGCGGUCCCAGUCCGAGACUGGGCCCCCCAACUUAGACCCACCAGACCAUGGUGGGGGUGAUGGUCUCUCAGUGGAGAAUGUGGAGCUCAACGUCAUUCUGCCGGGUGGGGAGCACCACAUGGCUCGAGUCGACGGCAGCAAGCCGGUGAUGGACCUCCUGAUUGUACUUUGCGGUCGCUACCGGUUGAGCCCUGCCGGCCACACCCUGGAGCUGCUUUCGAGGGAUAAUGCAUCGCCUCUGCAGUACAAGCCCAACACACCCCUGGGGGCCCUUUGUGCUGGGACGGCCCUCCUCAAACCUCGGCCCGCCAGCGAGGACCGACUCAAGAAGCCGAUGCAACCUGUUGUCCCGGAGCAAACGGUGCGGCUGAUGGUGAACUACCUGCGAACGCAGAAGACCAUGGUUCGGGUUAGCCCACGUGUGGCCCUGCAAGCACUGCUGCCCGAAAUCUGCAACAAGUGCGAGUUUAACGUCCCCCUCACCACGCUGUUCCGGGACGCCAGCGAGACGGAGCUGCUCGAUAUGUCGUGCUCGCUGUCUGAGCUCGGUAUCAAGGAGGUGUACGCCGUCGACAGAAGCAAAGUUUUCAGACAUCAUCGCACGGGUUCUUCAGUAUCUUUUGGGUUUCAAGAGCUGAGCCAUGGUCUUAACGACAACACAGACCUUCCUGAGAAAGAAAACAAAGGGCUUUUGAGCUUUCUGCGGCCAAAGAAAAAGAAGAGUGAUGAUGAUGUUUCCGAGUGUGGUUCCAACAGUUCAAUGCAUGGUGACAGUAGCAGAGACACUUCCAUGCCUGGAACACCAUUAAUGGGGCAGCAGCAGCACCAUCAGCGACCCAUGAGCAUGCCGUGCGUGCCCUCCCCUAUGUUGGGCACACUGCCCGGUGGCGGUGGCGGUGGUGGUGGCGGCAGCAAGGGGCCCUACGGCGUGUCGGUGUGCCCCGAAGGACCAAGGAAGCGGAGGGCCCCAGCACCCCCUGUCUCACCCACCAACCCCCUGGCCACCACACCCAUCCCUGAGGACGGAGAGCCAAACAAAGACAAAGAAAACGUUCCGUCCAUCUCGCCUGGCAGCCAGGAUAGCGGUUUCGAGCAGGUGUGUCGGGAUCAUUUGCAGAGCUCUCCAGACCAGCUGUGCCUGGCACAGGAGACCAGAAGAAGCCAGUCUCCCCCUGCACCAUUGGCCUCAUCUUCGACUGAGGCCGCUGGAGCUACGUCGCCACUCGCCAUGCUGCAGCAUCGCACCAAGCGCCGUGCACCUCCCCCUCCCCCAUCCACAACCGCCCAGGGUAUGCAGGUCGCCGCCGAGUCGCCGCCGUCGCCACCUCCGAGAUCUGCCCCAGAACAGGCCUCGGCAGCGUUGUUUCAGCCUGGAUCCCCUCCUCCUGUGCAGCCAAGCGUGGAGAACCAGCAUCGAAGGCGGAGCAGCUCCACAGCCUCCACUCAAAGUUCUGGGAGCUUACCGCUAAAGGAUGAAAAUAAAGAAGGAGUAAGUGAACGGCCUACACCUGUAAAACCCCCACGCGGGUCCCAGGCGUCCCCACCUCCCGUCGUUCCCACCUCGCCGCCACCCGGCAUCGCACGGGAUCCUCCACAGUUCCAGGCACCCCCUCCUCCACCAUACCCUCCUCCUCCUCCUGAGCCGACCGCUCCACCCCCUGCACCUCCUCAUGCCGUUCCAUCAGAAAAAACUUUGAACGAGGGUGGUGGAAUGGGCAGUGAUUCCAAUGUCACAAAGCAACAGUGCAUGCCUGAAGCGGCACCCCGUAGGCUUGAACAAGGAACCACCGCCAAGUCUGAGACACAGAAGACUUUCUGUGGCGCAUCUCAGCAAGCCCACGCCUUAGCUGAUAACAUGGUGCAAGAAUAUUCAUCAGACCUGGUACAGGCUAACACUGAUGCUGCAGCAACUGCUGAAUUCGAUGAGUUAAUUGCUGAACUUGAAAUGGGGCUGACGGAUGAUGACUUGAGGUCUAAGAGUAGUCACCCCAAUGUGGAGACUGUAAAAAAUAUUCAAGCAGAGGCUGACGUUAAUUUUAUUGUAGAGCCGGUUAAAAAGCCAGAGCCAGCCCUUCCAGAUUCAACAGUGAUAAAAGCCACUGCAGACAGCAGCUCCAACAAUACUGAUAAAGUAGAUAUAAACAACGAGACAAAGUAUCCUGUUUUAUCAGCAAAUGCCAAUGUGGCAACAGAUGUCAAAAGAGGACCUUCAAAAAAAGCUUUGCAAUUUCUCAAAGCUUAUAAUGAUAUGCAAAAAAGGGAAGCAGCUGAUAAAAACAAGGCUGGAAAUGUGCAACAGGUUUCUGAUAAGCCACCUGUUACUCAGAAAAAGGAUGGUAAUGAAGUAAAAGUCGACUUUCUUGCCAAGGUUCAGAAAUCUGCCUUGGCCCAGCAACGUGACCAUAAAUCCAAACCUACCCUUUGUGGGUCUUUUUCUGGGGCCACUGCAAAAGCAUCUGGUUGUGUAGUGGGUGAACAAGACCCCAGACAUAAAAGGUUAUCUAUGGCUUUCCCUGACAUAUCCACCAAACCAAAUAGUGAGUUAAGCAGGGCAGAAAGGCAUGGAGGAAGCCUAAAGUGUCUAGAUAAAAUGCCUGUUAAAAAUGAAACCUUUCUAAAUGCGCAUGUGGAGAAAAUCCCUGUAGUACAUGCCAAAUCUGUGGACAAGCAAGUAAAGAGUAUACCUGCGGAACGACAGAAUGCAUCAUCCGAACAGUAUAAAAAACAACUGGUAACACAAAAAUACAUGACAUACGUGGAAGAGUCAGUAAUGAUCCAGCCAGUAGAAAUCCAUAAAGAAAUUGCAGGAGCUAGAGAAGAAAUAGUUGAACCAAACAAAGUUUUCAAGGUUAUUGCAGAAGAAAGGCUAACUAAACCAUCAGAAAAAACAAUUAUUUCAGAAAGCAUUAAAAGUGAAAAAGUAUCCGAAAUAAAUAAAACUUCACAGCCAGUAAUGGACCAGUCAAAUGAGCCUGAGGCUUCGAUGCAAAACAGCAUUUUUUACAAGACACGAUCAAUUUCAAGAGAGCCAUGUGUACCUGAAGUUGAAUAUCAAUAUAAUUCUGCUGAACCAUCUUCUCCAGUUCUUCCUGUCUAUAAGCAGCCUUCAGAUCGGUGGAGGUCCACAAAUGAAAUCACCAGAGAUUACCUUCCUAAAGUGGGAUUGACCACUUACAGAAUUGUUCCUUCCAAGCCAGUCAUAAGACCAAAACCUGAAACAGCUGAUGUCCCAUUCCUUUUACCAACUUAUGAAACAGAAGCCAGCAAGACUGAGACUGCUACUGCAACCGAUACUACAAAAGAAAUCAAAGAAAAGUUGAAAUAUGACUCUACAGCGAAGAUCAGGGACAUUACAGCCAAUCCACAACAACAUACAGCACAUCAGUCACCAGUGAUUUCUCCACCAUUAAUUCCCCCACCAUUGAUUCCCCCACCAUUGAUUCCUCCUUUAUCAGGGCUCUCAAAUGUGACUCGCCCAUUCCAGAGGUCCCAUUCCCUCCAGUGUACUCCAGAGACAAUAUCUCAGCAACACUCUGCUGUAAAAGCCACCGAGCCACUUGCCAGCAUUGCCACAUCUCCACCAUCUAGCUCAAAGCAAGAUGCAUUUUUCCGUCCCGGCAGGAGAACCUCCAGCCUCUAUGUGGCAUCUGCCAUUGCCAAGAAAACAGCCUACAAGUCCAUUGAUACUCCAAAUGAAACUUACAGUGGCACAACCACAACAAAGACAACACCUGUGGAUGCUUUGCCACCACUUCAGGUAAAUUGUGAACAGGAUGAGCUCAUAAUUCCACCACCACCACAGUUUUCUACGGAAGAAAAUGCCAACAUUCCAAAUGCUCCAGGUGACCCAGGGAAAGUGAUUAUAAUUGAGGCACCACGAGUUCAUCAAUGGAAGCCAAAACUAUUUAGACCAGUCAGUUUCCCAAGUGUCAUAUUCAAAGAUGACAAACCAUCUAGCAUGAGUGUAGAGUCUAGUCAUUUAGAGUCUAAGAACACUGUCUUUGCUGUCAAGUCACCACCGCCGGUGAUUUCUCAAACAAGUAGUGGAUACCCUUUUAAUGUAAAAUCAGCGUCUAACUCAUCUCAAAUUCAGUCUGUUCUCAGUUCUCCAAAAUCCACAGAUGCAAGUCCUUUCUAUCAGCCGCCCACAGUUUUAAAUACCACUGGAACUGCACUGGAAAGUCCCAGUCUUAUUUAUGAGCAGAGAAAACCAUCAGGUGAAGAUACUGGUCUGUUUGGACCGAUGCUGAAGUUAAAACCUGUGGUGCAAAAACCAAUUCUGAAGGAUAACAAUCCACAUAAUUCCCUAAUGGAAGCACUUCAGUCUACAGACAACAUGGGCAGAUUGAGAAAGGUUUCAGGUGAAAAUCUGCAGAAGAUACCGGCUGCUGUUGAAAGUGAGACGGAAAGAGACGCUCUUAUGGCGGCUAUUCGAUCAGGCGCAGGAGGAAAACGACUGAGAAAAACCUCAUCUACAGCAGCAGAAGAACUGGUGUCUCAGCAGUUGAGAGAAGCUGACUCGAGCGAUUCAGCCACAGUGCGGACACGGCUUGCAUCUGUGCAUUCUCCUCCAGUUCCCACAGCCCCACCUCCUGUCAUCCUUAUGGGUAAUGGGGCCAGAAGUACAGAGUGUAGUCCGGAGGAGGCACGUCUGGCCAUGCUUGAUGCCAUCCGAUCCGGCAGUUGUGCUGGCAUGCUUAAAAAGGUGCCAAAGUCUGUGAAGACCAUCGAAGUAAAUGGAAAGUCAGGAACCAUCAGGAGUUCAUCGUCAUAGGAAGGCUAUUACACAUCCAACCUCCCAUUGAGCGCCUUACUGUCGACAUUAGGAGCACUUUGCCUUUAGACGGUGGAACAAAUACAACAUGAAAGCCUACUGGAGACCAUAUUGUUCAUGACCAAUGAAGUGCCAUGUGUGCUGAUGGUUGGUGCUUUACAUGUGUAUUUUCUUUGUGCAAAAUAAUUACGCACACCAUUAAAUGUGUGCAAAAGAAUGUGUACGCUUAUAUUUUGUAUUGACACCUUUUUAUUGCAUAUUAUACCUUUGUAAAACUUUCCCCUGGCAGCUUGUGUUUUUGAUGGGGAAUGGGGACUCUUAAAAUGCCUCUUGAUGCACAUAAUACAUGUUAUGUUCUAGAAUUUACAUGACAUUAUUUCUCAUCUACUUACGUGCAAGUUUGUACUGUGUCUAUCAAUAGUGUAUAGCUGGAAAAGGCAGUAAUUUUGCUUGGAGCAUUGUGUCAAAAGAUGGGUGGGAAACUGUAAACUUGGCUCCAUUAAAUAUGGGAUGUGUGCCUUUCCCCACGUUAUUAGAGCGAUUGAAAAUAAUUAAACAUGCAAGUAUGCUUGUGAUUAUCAUUGUAUAUUAUGAAUUCAGGAAUAUUACUAAUUUGAUGCAGUUGAAAAAACCGAUGAGGAAUUCCCGCAUGUGUACCAGCAUGCAAUGAACGAUCUAUUCGGGGACAAAUUGCACUUCUUGCAUGGAAUAGAGCCACGUUGACAGUUGUGCAGGUACUCCAACCUAGCAGGUGGGACGGUUAAAGGCUGAAUGGCUUGUCAAUGGAUGUCAGUAUUAUUGUUUCCCUUAAUGUUCAAUUCAUUCAAUGGUUUGCUUUGUUUCUGUAUUUCUUUAACGAGACCAGCGUCUCUUAUUUGUCAUUUAACCACUCUGCUGUUCUAAAAAUGUACUUUGCACAGUAUCUUGUUUAACGUCUGACAUUCCAAUAAACGUGUGGCAUAUGUUAUAAUGAAAUUACCAUGAAAAAUAAGUAUAUUUACUCCGCAAUAUUAUUUUGAGAAUGGAGAAAAAACACUGACAUGCCACAAUGUUUAUAAGGCAAGCAAUGUAAUGUAUUAAUGGGCGUUCUUGAGCAGCAUACCUUGAUGGCCUUUGUGCUAACUACUGUUUUCUUGUGGCGGUGGCAGCAACAUGACUACAUUUAUAAAAAAAAAUAUGGAAGAUGUGUCCAUUACGUUAUACUAUACUUAUAUUUUCAAUAGAAAAUUUUGGGAGCACUUGUCUUUUUACAUUCUGGAGGUUUAACGAUGUGUUUCGUGUUGAUGUACGAAUAAACACUUGGUGCAGCCUG
This is a messenger RNA of Lethenteron reissneri (Far Eastern brook lamprey), 6599 nucleotides long. RefSeq names its product protein cordon-bleu-like. The record is from RefSeq and is a predicted model, not a curated record. Gene Ontology annotation, molecular function: actin monomer binding. Lineage: Eukaryota; Metazoa; Chordata; Hyperoartia; Petromyzontiformes; Petromyzontidae.